GACCGGCCUCGGCCGGAAGUCGGAAGGGCGCCGUCUCCGCUAUGGCGGGCGGCGGGCCGAUUUGUUACGCGCUGCUGUGUGGUCAGGCGGCGCUGUUGCUGGGCAACCUGCUCCUACUACAGGGGGUCUCCCGGACCCAUCAGCACAACGCCACCGAGAGCCCCCCCGGAGCUCGAGAGGCAGAAGGGCAGCAGCGGCCCCCUCAUGCAACCCCCGCCAGCCUCUGGGAGUACCAAGGCCCAUACGCCCCGCUGAUUCUCUGCCGCUACCUACCGGAAGAAUUCAUAGAAUGUGAGGCCCCUGUGGACCACAACGGGAAUACAAGUGCGCGGGAUGAAUUGGGUUAUGGCUGUCUCAAGUUCGGUGGCCAAGCAUACAGCGACGUCAGCCACACUCGCGUUCUUUGCAGGGCAUUGGAUGGCAUUGAGUGUGCAGGACAGCGAACCUUUCUGCGUGGGAACAAGCCGUGCAUAAAAUACACUGGACACUACUUCAUUACCACCCUCCUCUACUCCUUUUUCUUGGGCUGCUUUGGAGUGGACCGCUUCUGCCUGGGCCACACAGGUACAGCAGUGGGGAAACUGCUGACUCUUGGAGGACUCGGCAUCUGGUGGUUUGUGGACCUGAUUCUUUUAAUUACCGGGGGACUCAUGCCCAGCGAUGGGAGCAACUGGUGCACCAUUUACUGAAAAGCUUAUCAUUUUGGUGGCUGAAAAGCUUAUCAUUUUGGUUGGACUUAAUCCCAAGCAGAAAAAGAAGAGGGGCAGCCUGGCUGACAUGACCUACUGCUUGUGAUAAGAUCCAUGAAGACCAAAGAGACUGGAGGCGGUGUAUUUAUUUUUUUUCCCACGGAACUGAGACGGGGGUUGAACAGAAAAAAAAAAAUGCCAACCACAAUUUCUGAGAUAUAUACCUCAUUGUUUCAAAGUUGUUCUUCUCCUUACGGGAAGACUACAUUUAUUUAUGGAUUCCAUGCUGUUUUCGACGUGCCGUGCUCCACUCCCGUAUUUCAGCUUGUGCCAUGGUCAUUUCUGUAGAUGAGUCCCCAGCGCUGGGUUCUUGUUGCUGUGAGUUCAGAAGUUUUUAUAAUCAUUCCAUGCGGCUGGAAUUUGCAAGGUUUAAGGCCGUACUAAAAGAUGGUGAUGUGUAUUUGCUUUCAAUUUUAGGAGAGUGGCACUCUUUUCCCCCUUAGAGUGCAAGCAAGAAGUCCCUAAAUAAAGCCCCUCUUUAUGUCUUUGUGCAUAGAUAAUCUCCAACAAUCCUUCUCCAUUCUUAAAUCUCAUUUUACAAUGCAGGUAUGGAGAAGCAAGAGUUUCUU
Messenger RNA from Thamnophis elegans (Western terrestrial garter snake), 1318 nucleotides. RefSeq names its product TM2 domain containing 2 (gene TM2D2). NCBI's taxonomy places the organism in Eukaryota, Metazoa, Chordata, Lepidosauria, Squamata, Natricidae. The transcript is spliced from 4 exons. The record is from RefSeq and is a predicted model, not a curated record. The coding region runs from base 42 to 689 and encodes 215 amino acids.